Molecule: messenger RNA, 1170 nt
Organism: Alternaria postmessia
Lineage: Eukaryota; Fungi; Ascomycota; Dothideomycetes; Pleosporales; Pleosporaceae
Gene: LAP1
Product: Leucine aminopeptidase 1
Exons: 2
Coding region: 1-1170 (389 amino acids)
Biological process (GO): proteolysis
Molecular function (GO): metalloexopeptidase activity
Source: RefSeq, a predicted model, not a curated record
AUGAAGUCAACUACGCUAUUGCUACCACUCUACACUGCAGCCUUUGCUGCUACGGUUUCACAUCCCAAGGACCCCCAAGUCGUCUUGCAAGAGCCGCAGCUUACUAUCGUCGAGCCGGAUGAGUAUCUCAUCGAGCUAUCACCUGGCGAGACAAGAUGGGUCACCGAAGACGAGAAGUGGGAGCUGCGUAAGCAAAACAUCAACUUCUUCGACAUUACGCACAACGAAGAGCUCGGUACGCUCAACCGCCAGUUCAAGACUGAGAGCGUAAAGUUCCCCGAAAAGCCCAUUUACAAUGAAACCAUCGCUCCGCUACUCAAGAAGCUGGAAAAGAACAACAUGCGCGAGCAUCUCGAGACCUUUACCUCAUUCCACACCCGAUACUACAAGUCGAAAUACGGUGCAGAGAGCUCGGCAUGGCUUCUUGAGCAGGUCGACAAGACUCUCGCCGAUGCAGGCGCUCUCAACGCCUCCGUGAAGGCGUUUCCCCACCCCUGGGGCCAAUCCUCCAUCAUUGCCACAAUCCCUGGCAAGAGUGAUAAUACGAUUGUCAUUGGUGCCCAUCAAGACAGCAUAAACCUCUUCUUCCCAUCUCUCUUGGCUGCCCCAGGAGCCGACGACGACGGCAGCGGUACCGUUACCAUCCUCGAAGCAUUACGCGUACUGCUCAAGUCGAAGGAGAUCCUCAAGGGCGAGGCAGACAACACAAUUGAGUUUCACUGGUAUUCUGCCGAAGAGGGAGGUCUCUUAGGAUCGCAGGCCAUCUUCCAGUCUUACGAGAAGGAGGCUCGCAAAGUCAAGGCUAUGCUUCAGCAGGACAUGACUGGUUACGUUCAGAAGACGCUCGAUGCAGGCGAGCCAGAGUCUGUUGGUGUCAUUACCGACUUUGUUGAUCCUGGCCUCACCGAGUUCAUCAAGCAGAUCAUCACUGUCUACUGCGGCAUUCCGUAUGUCCUGACCAAGUGUGGUUACGCCUGUUCCGAUCAUGCCAGCGCAUCCAAGGCCGGCUACCCGUCAGCUUUCGUCAUUGAGUCAGACUUCAAGUACAGCGACAACAAGAUUCACACAACCGAGGACAAGAUUGAGUUUCUAAGCUUCGACCACAUGCUUCAGCAUGCGCGGAUGACACUUGCUCUGGCAUACGAACUUGCUUUUGCAAAGUUCGAGUAG